AUGGAGAAUGGCCUGGCUGGUGACAGCACAGGAGAUGGGCUGGCGAUGAAGAUCAAGCAAGAGAAACCAGACCGGCUGCUGCAGCCGCUGGCGCCGCAGGCCGUGCUUUCGGAGAAGGAUAAGGAGAACAUUUUCCAGCAGCAGCGGGGCCUCCCGCCAUGCCAGACCAUGGGGAGGCCUCGAGCCUUGGGGGGACAGGAGGAGACUGGGGGUCCAAGGCGGGCCCCUCCCACUGAGCAGGAUGGGGGGCUGGCAGGCCAGGCUCCCGGGGUGAUCCCUGGCCCCCUGAGCCCCGCGCUUUCUGCCGGUGAGGGACACUUUGUGUGCCUGGACUGCGGGAAGAGGUUCAGCUGGUGGUCGUCUCUGAAGAUCCACCAGCGCACUCACACCGGGGAGAAGCCGUACCUCUGCGGCAAGUGCGGCAAGAGCUUCAGCCAGAAGCCAAACCUGGCGCGCCACCAGCGGCACCACACUGGCGAGCGGCCCUUCUGCUGCCCCGAGUGCGCGAGGCGCUUCAGCCAGAAGCAGCACCUGCUCAAGCACCAGAAGACCCACUCUCGGCCCGCCACCCACUCGUGCCCCGAGUGCGAGCGCUGCUUCCGCCACCAGGUGGGCCUCCGCAUCCACCAGCGCGCGCACGCCCGGGACCGCCAGGGCGCCCGAGCCGGCCUGCACGAGCUGCUCCGGGACGCGGCGGUGCGCCUGGCCUGUCGCCUGCGGCCGCCGCCGCCACGGGGGCGCCCCGAGUGGGCCUGGCUGGGGCUCUGCCAGGGCUGGUGGGGCCAGCCUGGGGCCCGGACCGCGGAGCCCGGCCCCUCGGGGCCCGGUGAACAGCGCCAGUUCAUCUGCAACGAGUGCGGCAAGAGCUUUACCUGGUGGUCGUCGCUGAACAUCCACCAGCGCAUCCACACGGGCGAGCGGCCCUACGCGUGCCCCGAGUGCGGCCGCCGCUUCAGCCAGAAGCCCAACCUCACGCGGCACCUGCGCAACCACACGGGCGAGCGCCCGCACGCGUGCCUGCACUGCGGCCGCGGCUUCCGCCAGAAGCAGCACCUGCUCAAGCACCUGCGCACGCACCUGCCGGCCGCGCACGCCGCGCCCUGCCCCCGCUGCGGGAAGACCUGCCCCAGCCGCGCGGCGCUGCGGGCCCACCAGCGCGCGCACGCCGCCGCCGAGCCGCUGCGCCCCGGGCCCGCCGUCCCGGGCGGGGAGCCGGGCUCCGAGCCGCAGGCCGAGGCGGCCCCGGGCUUGGCGGCGCAGCCGCGCAGCGCCCAGCGGUCCCGAGGAGCCGGGGACGCCAUGUGGGGCCGGGUGCGCGCGGGCCUGGCCGGGCCCAACGAGCCGCGCCAGUUCAUCUGCAACGAGUGCGGCAAGAGCUUCUCGUGGUGGUCGGCGCUCACCAUCCACCAGCGCAUCCACACCGGGGAGCGGCCCUACGCGUGCCCCGAGUGCGGCCGCCGCUUCAGCCAGAAGCCCAACCUCACGCGGCACAGGCGCAACCACACGGGCGAGCGGCCCUACCUGUGCGCCGCCUGCGGCCGCGGCUUCCGCCAGAAGCAGCACCUGCUCAAGCACCAGCGCGUUCACCGCGGAGCCCUGGCGCCCAGCCCCAAGGGGGAGGCGCGCUAGUGGACUGGAGCCGAUCAGAACCGUGGUGGUGGUGGGGGGACGUGUGUGGGGGAGCGCGUGGGGAAUGGGGUGGCCAGGAGUGCUGGCUCUUAGAAACCCCUGCGGUGAAACCAGUGGUUUCCUCAAGGCUCUGAAGGCCUGAGAACAGAGUUCCAGAAGCAUCCCAAAGGGUGCUGGGAAAAGGUCCCAGGGUGUACUGAGGGAGGAGGUAAGAGCAACACUCCUCACUCCGGAGCCGGGAAGUGUCCGCGGUGGGCUGGGGGCCGUCUGUGUACCUUUCCAGAGGUUGGACGCCUGGCCUAAAGCACCGAGUGGUGGUGGGGCUGUUGGUGACUCUGGCGAGAGGCUCCUGGCGCCAAGUGGCCCAGGUCUGGACUGGUCAGCCUCAGCACUCGGGCUGCAGGAUGGCCAGGGGGCCGCCCCUGUGGAAGAGUCACGGUAGACGCAGUGACACCAAGGAUGGCAGCCAGAGGCUGUGGCUAGGGAGGGGCAAGCACAUCCUCAGCACCAAGGCCAGUGCCGGCACUUAGUGGCCAUUCGAUAAGUAUUUUUGGAAGGAGGGAAUGGUUAGAUGUCCUCCUCCAACCUUGAGUGCCCCACUGUCCAGGGUGCUGGGUAUGGUGGGCUGACCCUAGAACUGGUGUGUGUGUGGUGGGUGGGCGUGGGAUGGUCUCAGCUGAGGUUUGGUUGCUUGGGGAGGGGAGCUGGGUGGCAGAGCCAGAUGUGCUGCUCCUACUCUGGUUCGGGGCUGUGCCCUAAUUGGC
Messenger RNA from Propithecus coquereli (Coquerel's sifaka), 2393 nucleotides. RefSeq names its product zinc finger protein 775 (gene ZNF775). Gene Ontology annotation, biological process: negative regulation of transcription by RNA polymerase II. The record is from RefSeq and is a predicted model, not a curated record. Bases 1 to 1629 code for a protein of 542 amino acids. NCBI's taxonomy places the organism in Eukaryota, Metazoa, Chordata, Mammalia, Primates, Indriidae. Gene Ontology annotation, molecular function: DNA-binding transcription repressor activity, RNA polymerase II-specific. The transcript has 2 exons.